Botrytis cinerea B05.10 is the source of this 2045-nucleotide messenger RNA. RefSeq lists its product as hypothetical. The transcript is spliced from 6 exons. Gene Ontology annotation, molecular function: heme binding; iron ion binding; monooxygenase activity. Lineage: Eukaryota; Fungi; Ascomycota; Leotiomycetes; Helotiales; Sclerotiniaceae. The record is from RefSeq and is a predicted model, not a curated record. Bases 158 to 1726 code for a protein of 522 amino acids.
GAUUCAAAGGUGUGUAUAUAUAUCACCCAUCUACCCAUUGUACUAUACAUUUGUUAGGCCGCAAUUCAACUUGCAUACCAGAUACUGAGUCACCUAAGGCAACCACCGGCAUUCAGCUUAUUCUUCCCACUUGUAACUCGCUCAUAUAACAUUCACGAUGAUAUCCACCCAUCAGUUCAUCACGACGGAGCUGCCGUGGCUUAUUAUCGCUAUUGGCCUUGGCUGCGUUGGGAUAACAUUCUCUAUCCUGGGGAUUGCUUAUCGUCUGCUCUUCCAUCCACUAGCAUCAUACCCGGGCCCAUUCCUCGCAAAAUGCACUUCUUGGUACGCAGCCUAUCAAUCAUAUACAGGCAACAUCCACCUGGACAUCGCAAGGUGCCACGAAAAAUAUGGCGAUGUUGUACGAUAUCGGCCUGAUGGUCUGCUAGUGAACACUGUUGAGGGAUUGCAAGAUGCCUAUAUAAACCCUUCCAAGACUCAGAAAUCAGAAGGCUACUUCAGCUUCCGGGAAAACGGCGCCAUCAGUAUCCUCAACGCAAUGACGAAAGAAGAGCAUGCACCUAGAAGAAGGAUUCUAAGCCGUGCGUUUUCUGUGGCUGCGCUGCAGAAAUAUGAGCCGGUAAUCAUCAGAACGGCUAAAGCUUUCUGCGACUCUCUGUUACAGCAUACUAUAGACAGUGUGAAGGACACUCAAGGGAAGCCCGUGCAUAACAUAGGACAACUGAGCUCAUAUUUCACAUACGAUGUCAUGUCCAAUGUUGCUUUUCAUAGUCCACAGGACUUGAUACAGCAGACACACGGACGUUCUAUCAUCAAAGGUAUCAACAGUGCAAUGUUCAUAAACGGCAUGUCACUAGAGCAACCCUUGCUUGUCAGGUUUCCUUUGUUGAAUUUAAUGCUCAACAAACGCCACAUAAGAGAAUCUCAAGCCUUUUUCAACAGAGCAAAGGGAUUUGCCGCACAAAGAAUCGCUCUCGAGCAAGAAACCCACAUUGACGAUAUCUUUGGUACCCUUUUAACAGAUGAAAAAGCGAGUCAGAUUCUUUCGCCUGGAGACCUUGCUUCCGAUGCCAUUGUCAUCAUGAUAGCAGGUACGGACACCUCUUCCGUCGCUCUUUCAGGUUGCUUGUUCUACCUUACUCGACAUCCCAACGCGUACAAAAAGCUCGCCACCGAGAUCCGGAAUACCUUUCAAGAUGCAGAAGAGAUACGUUCUGGUCCAAAACUUAACAGUUGCACAUACCUUCGAGCAUGCAUCGACGAGUCAAUGCGCCUCGCUCCGCCAGUCGCCGCCCCUUUGUGGAGGGAAAUGAGACAAAAGGACCAGAUCGCCGGCAUGGUCCUCCCCAAAGGAACGAAUGUUGCGACAUGCAUAUACUCAAUCCAUCGCAAUCCCGCCUACUUUACGAAUGCAAACGAGUUUAUGCCAGAACGCUGGCUAGAGAACUCUGGAAGCGAUCCCCAAGCAGACCUUGCGAAGAGAGCAUUUUCGCCCUUCUCCGUAGGUUCUCGUGGUUGUAUUGGCAAGAGCCUAGCAUACAUGGAGAUGACUAUCUUACUAGCUUUGCUCAUGUACAAAGCAGACUGGGAGAUGCCAGAGGGCGUGCUAGGAAGGGUUGGAGAGUCUGAUGCAGACAAAGGGCUCGUGGAUUUUAAGCUUAAGGGUCAUUUCACCAGUGAGAAGGAUGGGCCGUACGUUAGAUUUGUACCCAGACUUCGUAAAUAGAACAGAAGCCUUCGUCACUGACCACAAGCGGCGCUGCAGACACCGCUGAGCAUGCGCAUGAUGCGCAAUCGAAGCUAAGGUACCCAACGGGUGAGAGAAUUAUUUAGCUUUCACUAGAGAAAAUCAGUAAUCUAAGGCUCUAUAUUUUUAGUAGUUAGUAUUUCUAUCUAUCUUAACGUACCUCACGGGCGAGCCGGUCACUUUUGUCAAGUCCUACAAACACUACAACUACUUUGCAACACUACAGUAUAAACUAAAUUCCUACUGUAGGAUACAGUAUAUUCAGUUACUCUACAGUACCUAACUUAUUAUUCUUGCA